UACUUCCUGAGCCCACACGUCACCAGUGGCGUUGUAUAAAACGCUCACCUGCCUGCAGAACUUUGUCACUUGAGGCACAACCCACUGAAGACAGUCAAUAUGAAAGUCAAGGACAUGACCUUCAAGGAGGGGCAGGAGUUCAAGGUCCGCAUCAAGCCUGAUAGUGACUGCAACAGCUUUGCUAUCAACAUUGGGCACGAUGCUGAGAACAUUGCGAUGCACUUCAACCCUCGCUUCGACUCCAACAGCAUCGUCUGCAACCACUUGUCUGGCGGGUCCUGGGGUGACGAGCAAAAAGAGGGAUAUUUACCGUUUUCUCGAGGGGAAGAAUGCAAGUUCUACAUCAACUUCAACAUGGAGCAGUUUUACAUCAAACUUCCUGAUGGCAGCAUGAUGAACUUCCCCAACCGCCUGGGAGACGUCAAGUACAAGUACUUUGACGUCAGCGGUGACGCAAGAAUUGUGGGAAUCAAGGUCAAAUAAAGGCGAUGAAAUCCCUGAGUGGAAGCCCUUUGCUUGUUGCUGAAUUAGUUGUGUUUACUGAUUCCAGAUCUGAUCAUGUUUGUCAUAAUGGUGUCGUCAUAAACCGUCUCAGUACACUGACUGUAGUAUGAUGUAAACCCUUAAGAGGGAGCCAAAACCUAUUUUACAUCACUGCCCUCCCUGCUUUGCAGCUCAUCAGUAACUGUCAAUAAAAACUGAAAAAAAGAA
Messenger RNA from Nematolebias whitei (Rio pearlfish), 711 nucleotides. It is a transcript of the gene lgals2b, whose product is annotated as lectin, galactoside-binding, soluble, 2b. The transcript has 4 exons. NCBI's taxonomy places the organism in Eukaryota, Metazoa, Chordata, Actinopteri, Cyprinodontiformes, Rivulidae. The record is from RefSeq and is a predicted model, not a curated record. Bases 100 to 483 code for a protein of 127 amino acids. Gene Ontology annotation, molecular function: carbohydrate binding; galactoside binding; laminin binding.